AUGGCCACCAUCAGCACACCGCUCGGCCUGCGAACGGACCCUUUGUCUCUCAUCCCAAAGAAAUAUCGUGGAGAAGCCGAUGAUCCUCACUUUAUCCCAGACUCACCAUUGAUCCAGCGGCAGAUGUUGACGGAGCAAGAGGAGAGCGAGUUGAAAUGCAUCUGCGCUUUGGUCCUGGCAAAUGUGCAACACUCGGACGAUAUGUCGGACGACCCUCUCAAAUACCUUGCAGCCCAGAUUCAGGAAGGGAAAGCACAUCGAGAAAAAGAUGUGAGACAAGACCAAAGGCCUGAGGCAGUCCAAAGCACAGACACCAAUGUGACACAUGAGAUCUUGGAUCUACAUAAUGACACCGCACCCUCAUCCGAGGCUUCUCACCGCGACACUUUUUCGAGCACCGAUUACUCAACGCCUCGGACUAGUGCUGGCUUCACACCAAGAGAAACUGCUCGACGACUCUCAGAAACCACCCGCAAAUCCAUAACGAGUACGAAACGAACUGGAAGCAGUCUACGAAACGAAACAGUAUCGAUAACAAAAAGCCGCAAGACUUCAACCGCCGGGCUGCACGGACCCCUCGAGGCGGGCGAGCCAUCCGUUGAAACGGAGCCCGUCAAAAGUACUCUUCGCAUUGUCCCCGUCGAGGCUGCACCUCUGGGCAGCAGAGGAAUCAGAUCUAUGGACAUACCUCGCGAGUCGAGAUUCUCCGUUCCCGACCUGAACAAAGACCUCCCCCUUCCUCCACCACAUGAAAUCCCUGUUGUUGAUGACGAGAAACAACCUCACAUCAGUAGACUAAUCAAGACAAUCCGCAAGAAAAAGAGCAUGAUAAACGAGGGCAGAAAUCUAUCCACCGUUCCAGCGCCGCCUGUACCCAUCGCAGCAGAUGGUUCGCAACACCCAACACCGACAGCCCUACGUCCACACCCAGCACAAGUUGAAACCAUACCGAAGAAGAGGUUCCGCCUCAGACUCUUCACAAGGAGGCAAAGACCGGCCGAUAUACUGGUCACCUGAACUCCUACUCCCGCCGAAUUCGUUUUGGGAUUUACCACAAGUUUAAUGAUAACAGAAAUUACUAGCAGCGAUGGCGUUCCGGUUUCUCAAGCAUUAGUUGUACAUACAUACGGCCUUUUUAUUCAGGUCCACUCCUCGAUUCUGCGGGUAACAACACGCAACAUGAUGUGCAAUGCGAAAAAUUGUCGGCACUUUACGCCAGGGGAGACGUGUUUUAGCUAUCAUCAGAGCUUCAUGACCUCGAGAGAUAUGACCAAACAAAAUCUAUCAGACUCUUACUUUCAUUCCAGAUAUGUUGUUCAUAUUCCUGCACAAGGAGGAUGUUGGCCACUUCCUUUGCUAUGUGGUUUUCGUUGUGAGCAGCAAUGGAUGCAGAGAUUGUCUGGUGGACGAUUUGUGAGACAGAAGCACUGGCUAUAUGUAUGUCUGUUGUCAUAAUAACAAAGUACUAUGAUACAAGUACAGACAGAAUACGAUUGAUGCG
Molecule: messenger RNA, 1501 nt
Organism: Exophiala xenobiotica
Lineage: Eukaryota; Fungi; Ascomycota; Eurotiomycetes; Chaetothyriales; Herpotrichiellaceae
Exons: 2
Coding region: 1-1017 (338 amino acids)
Source: RefSeq, a predicted model, not a curated record